Caenorhabditis angaria is the source of this 766-nucleotide messenger RNA. The record is from the annotation of a GenBank genome assembly. NCBI's taxonomy places the organism in Eukaryota, Metazoa, Nematoda, Chromadorea, Rhabditida, Rhabditidae.
AUGUGCUGGUUCCAAAAGUUGUACAGGUUGGUUUUAGCUGUGAGCUUUUAGAGAGAAAAAAAUAAUUUUUUAGUCUUCCUAUCUUGGCUUCCACACUCCUCAUCCUAAUUUUAUUAUCAUCACAACCCACACAAUCGGAGGCAACAUCAAUGCGAUUGUGUGGUUCUCGACUGGUUCAAACACUUCAAGCAGUAUGUAGAAAUCAGAUAUGCAGUGGAAUGAGUGCCUUCAAACGUGAGUUCCAAACUUUUUUCAAAAUUUUUUUCAAAAAAAUUCGGAUUUUUUGUGUUGUAAAACAAGACUAGGGCAGAUUUAUCAUAUUUAUUACAAAAACUUCGAGCUGCCUUUAACAAUUUCUUCGAAUUUGCAUCUCCAAACCAAUAAUUAGGGUGUCAUUUAAAACUAAAACUAAGUAUUAAUUAAGUUUUAACCACCACAAUAAAUAUCAUUCUGUACUUGGAAAUCUUAUGUCAUAAGUAAUUGUAGGUUGAGAUUAGUCAUUUUGAGAAAUAUCACGAGUUGCAAAGUAAAAAAUAUUGAAUGGUGUGAGAAGAGCCUUUGAUCUGAUGUCUCAUCCUUUAUUUCAGGUUCACCGUUUUACCGUUCACGAGAAAGUGCUGCAACUUGGGCCCCAGCGACACACGAACUAUUCCGAAUGCAUCAUGAAAAUAAACGAGGUGGUAUCGCGACAGAAUGUUGUGAGAAUCGAUGUACAAUGACAUAUUUGAAGACAUACUGUUGUCCCGAAGGCGAUUUGAUGAAUUAA